AUGAACAACUUCGACGACGACGGCGAAGGAGGAGGAAUUUCAGGCGCAGAAGUGUUGACGGGAUGCGCGUUCAACGAGGAGAUUUCAAAGCUCGCGGUGAGUCGCACUUCCUCGGUCUUAGCCGCGAGCACUUGGAGUGGUGAUCUGCAUGUGUUUUCCCUCCUCGCGGGUGGUCAAGAGGAGAGUAAAGAAUACGUCGGACGGUUCACGAGCGCUUCUUCGUCGUCUUCUGGAGAAAUAAAGAGUCCGAUUUUAGAUUGCGCGUUUUCUCCUUCGAACGGUGAUAACGGAUGCGUGUGUUUUGGAACUCUUUCUGGUGAGUUGUUGUGCGGAGACUCCGCGACGAGAGUUUUAAAAACAGAAGGAGGAGACCAAAACGUAGUAAUGAACGACGAUUCGGUAAAAGUCGUCGGAACGCACAAAGACGCGAUUAAAAACGUUUUCUUUCUGGAAGAUAAACCCGACGUCGUGUUCUCCGCCGGGUGGGAUUUGUACUUAAACGCGUGGGAUUUACGAAUGCCGUCGAGAUCGAGGAAGAUUUUGAGCAACGCGUUGCCGUUUAAGCCGCACCUGGCGGACGCGAAGAACAAUCGAGUUUUAUUCGUGUCCGCGGAAGGGAAGGAAAGACGAUACGACUCUUCCGUGAUUUUGCUGACGAACGCUCCGAGUUUCGAGAGGACAACGAGUCGGUCGUUCUUGAAUAAAAAGGAUUUUGGAGAAGGACAGGAGCAGCAACAACAACAACUGGGGCAGUAUCAACACGUUCGCUCGUGCGCUCUGAGUUUCAAUCCAAAGCACUCGUACGGCGCUCAAAGAGAAGAAGAAGAAGAAAGAAGAGACAGCAGCAGGAAACAACAACAAAAACAACAACCGUCGUGCGAUUUUGUUUUGGGACUGAGCAACUCGAAAUGUUCCGUCGAAUUUUUUCGAGAGGAAUUGGACGAGAAAUACGCGUACAACUUCCUCUGCCAUCGAGAAACCGUUCGCGCCGACGACGCGCCUAAGUUCGCCUUCCAGCGGCAACAAAAAUUUAAGCAAAAAAAGAACCAGCAACGAAAAGUCCUCCUUCACCCGAUAAACGGCUGCGCGUUCAUUCAACAAUCCACCAACCUCCUCGUCACCGGCGGCGGCGACGGAAAAGUCGAGCUCUGGUCCACGAAAACUCGCGAACAUUUAGAAACCGUGUGCGAUUUUAAAAAAGGCAGUUCGAUUUCCCAGCUCGCGGUGAACGAACCCGGCGACUUAAUCGCCGUCGCCGUCACAAAGAAUAAUAACAGCAGCAGUCGCAAUACUACUCACUCAUCAAAGAGCAGGAAAGUCUACGUCAAGCACUUUCGCCCGGACGAAACGGAAGAGACCGCCACCCGCGCAGCGGAAAAAUAA
Messenger RNA from Bathycoccus prasinos, 1383 nucleotides. RefSeq lists its product with no specific name. Bases 1 to 1383 code for a protein of 460 amino acids. The transcript has a single exon. Gene Ontology annotation, biological process: mitotic spindle assembly checkpoint signaling. Lineage: Eukaryota; Viridiplantae; Chlorophyta; Mamiellophyceae; Mamiellales; Bathycoccaceae. Gene Ontology annotation, molecular function: ubiquitin binding. Gene Ontology annotation, cellular component: bub1-bub3 complex; mitotic checkpoint complex; kinetochore. The record is from RefSeq and is a predicted model, not a curated record.